AUGUCGCGUCCUGUAGGACUGUACGUCUCUGAAAAGGCGUCUCGAGAGACGAAGAAAUCUUUGGCGCUUCUUGAGUGCGCAAGCGAGCACCCGCUGGAGGAUGAACGUCCACAAGAGCAACCGCCAAAGCCUGUAGCCGGAGUUUCCCGCGAUGUUCCGAGUGAAACUGACGCUGCCAUUUGCGAUGCAGUGGACUGUGGCGAGUAUCGGCGUGCCGAUUUCCAUGCAAGCUCACUGGGAACACAUGCUGAAGCUGCUUCCUGUGCAGUUGUUCAAAGCAGCCCUCUUUUCACAAAGACUGUUGUCGAGGAGGAGACAGACAGUGUUGACACGGAAGGCAACUUUCGAGAAAAAUUGCGAAUGUGGGCGGUUCGCCACAAUAUCAAAAGAAGGGCAGUUUCGGAUUUACUGAAGUUGUUACGAAGCCAUCCCACUUUAGCAGAACUACCCGAAGAUGGACGUACACUUCUCCGUACGCCGCGCCAAGCGCAAGAGCUGUGCGGGUCAACACCGUUAGAGCCCGGUGAAUAUUGCCAUUUCGGGCUUAAAGCUGGGCUGCUGCGUAUACUGCGUCAUGUCGAACACCCACCUUCUAUGAUCCCCCUCUCGUUCAAUAUAGACGGUCUUCCGUUAUCUAAAAGUUCAAGAAUGCAGUUGUGGCCUAUUCAGUGCAUUGCCCAUGCCUGUGGCGAUGGAACACCAUUUCUUGUUGGCGCCUUUGCUGGGCCAUCAAAGCCAGCAUCCUCGAGGGAGUUCCUUAGGCCAUUCGUUGUAGAGUUACAAGAAUUGAUUUCAGAGGGUGUUGUUGUAGAUGGCAGUGUUGCUCAAGUAAGUAUGGCAUAUGCUAUUGUUGAGUUUUUGACCCUUGAUGAGGUUGAAGUGGUACCGUCAACAUGGAUAAAAGGGAAUCGGUGUGUCUGGCCACCAGAGCACAUUAAAGGAGACAAGGUUGUCACAAUGGUAAAAAAAGCAGCAAUGCCGGAUGCUUCUUGGAAACGCUUUGAGGUGUCUGUAAAAGGGCUGUUUGAAACCUACGACAUGGCAAGGAGAAAACUCAACCGAAGUGAACGGGACUCAGACUUGAACACAGACUCUGAUGUUCCAAGGAAGAGAUCAAGAAAACCACCUCAGCCAUGGUCAGACUCUGAUGACUCCCAGGCAUCGCAAACAGCUAAAACACAACAAAAAGGAGCAGUUCCUGUUCCUAGCGAUUUCCCACUAGGUGAUAUACAAGAAUCGGCAUCAGUUGGUGAGAAGGACACCUCUUGUGUGGGUUAG
Molecule: messenger RNA, 1278 nt
Organism: Dermacentor silvarum
Lineage: Eukaryota; Metazoa; Arthropoda; Arachnida; Ixodida; Ixodidae
Exons: 4
Coding region: 1-1278 (425 amino acids)
Source: RefSeq, a predicted model, not a curated record